Messenger RNA from Vicia faba (fava bean), 1356 nucleotides. Lineage: Eukaryota; Viridiplantae; Streptophyta; Magnoliopsida; Fabales; Fabaceae. The record is from the annotation of a GenBank genome assembly.
AUGGAUGCUGCGCCGCUCUCCGCAUCCGCGGCCGCAGGAAAUGGAGGAGGACCGGCGCCGUUUCUCCAGAAGACGUAUGACAUGGUGGACGAUUCCACCACUGACGAGAUCGUUUCCUGGGGCUCUAACAACUGCAGCUUCAUCGUUUGGAACAAUACCGAAUUCGCUCGCCUUCUCCUCCCAACCUAUUUCAAGCACAGCAAUUUCUCCAGCUUCAUCCGGCAGCUCAACACCUAUGGAUUCCGAAAAGUACAUUCUGAGCGUUGGGAGUUUGCUAAUGAAGAAUUUAUAAAAGGUCAAAAGCAUCUUCUGAAGAAUAUACACCGCAGGAAACCUAUACACAGUCAUAGUCAUCCUCCGGUUUCUGUUGUGGAUCCUGAAAGGGCAGCAUUUGCAGAGGAACUCGAUAAACUCUCGCGCGAAAAAAAUUCUCUUGAAUCCAAUCUCUUAAACUACAAACAUCAUCAAUCAACAACAAAGCUUCAGAUGGAAGAUUUUCACCAUCGAUUGGAUGGUAUAGAGAAGAGGCAGAUAUAUUUGCUGAACUUUUUUGAGAAGGCUCUUCAGAAUCCUUCUUUUGUUGAUCAUCUUUCGCGCAAAAUUGAAUCCAUGGAUUUAGCGGCAUAUAAUAAGAAAAGGCGACUGCCUCAGGUUGAUCAUGUGCAGCCUGUUGCUGAAGCUGUCUCAGAUAUGAACCUGGUAUCAGGUAGCACACAGGGUUCAAAUGAAGGCGAGGAAAGCAUGCAGAAGAACCUGUCUGAAGGAGAACUGAAUGGAAUGCAGACAAGAACUGGCCUUGCUUUUGCACCUGCAACGCUAGAGCUUGCAGAUACUGGGACAUCUUUUACUUUUAAUAUGGAUUCGUGUUUAUCACGAAGAGCAACAACUACCGAGAGCCCAAAUCUUCACUCCCUGGAGCCAAGUAGUGAAGAAGGUGAUAGUCAUAUAUCCUGCCAACUAAAUUUAACUCUGGCAUCUUGUCCAUUGGAAUUCAACAGGAAUUCAUACUCGGCCAGAUCACCCCAGAUAGAUUGUCAAGAAAUUGCCGAAUCAAUAGUUAAUGCCAAUGGUAAAGAAUCAGAAAACGGAGUUUCCUUAAACCGAGUUGUGGCCAACGAGGUUAUCAAUUUAGCUUCACCGCAGGAAGCUUCAGGUAACGGACAAGUCAAACCAGCUGCUCCACGUCGAGUGAAUGACGUCUUUUGGGAACAAUUCCUUACCGAAAGACCAGGCUGUUCAGACAAUGAAGAGGCAAUAUCCAACUAUCGAGCAAAUCCAUAUGACGAGCAAGAGGAAGGGCGGUCAGUUCAUAGAAUCUCUAGUAACUCCAAGAACAUGGAUAAUCUCACACUCUGA